AUGGUCGAGAGCGCAGCCGUUCGUGAUAUCUCAGAGGCAUCCGUCUUCCCUGAAUACACGGUGCCUAAGCUAUACAUCAAGGUCGUCUACUGCGUCUCGUGUGCCAUUCACGCUCACAUCGUUCGUGUACGCUCUCGUGAAGGUCGUCGCAACCGUGCCCCACCACCACGUCCUCGCUACAAGGAUGGCAAGAGACUCAACCCGGUUGUUGCCGCUGCGGAAGAUGCGAAGCAAGCUGCUGCCCGAGCAAAUCCCUCUGCUGCUGCCGCAUGA
Messenger RNA from Serendipita indica DSM 11827, 273 nucleotides. The record is from the annotation of a GenBank genome assembly. NCBI's taxonomy places the organism in Eukaryota, Fungi, Basidiomycota, Agaricomycetes, Sebacinales, Serendipitaceae.